ACAGUCAUUUAUGAAUUAUAUUAUUAGUUUUUAGUUUAUAUUUUGCAUUGCUUAAGUUAACAUGUUAAAAUUAUUGUUCUUAAUUGCAUCUUGCACCUGCAUUUUUGCACAGGAUGAUACCGAAGAGAGAAAGCAAAUGGAUGUGUUCCGUUUGCCCAACAAUACCGAACCAAUAUCUUAUAAACUAAAUAUACAGCCUUUUAUUGAAACAGAAAAUGAAUUCAACUUUAACGGUACCGUGCAAAUUACGGUUAAAGUGAAAACAACAACAGAAAAUUUAACUUUAAAUGCAGAUGAUUUAAUAAUAGAUCAAAUCAAUGUUAAGAAUAUAAAUGAAUCAAUUAAUAUCGAUGUGAAUAACAGAUAUAUCGAGGUUAAAAAUGAACAACUCAUCAUUCAACUUAAGUCACCAGGAUUACUUGCUGAUCAAGUGUAUGAAGUUCAAAUCACAUACUCGGGAAAAUUACGGGACGAUAUGAGUGGUUUCUAUAAAAGUUGGUACAUAGACGAAAAUACUAAAAAAAUGAAAUGGUUAGCUGUUACUCAAUUCCAACCUACAUAUGCUAGAAGGGCGUUCCCGUGUUACGACGAACCUGCAUUUAAAACACCUUUUUCAAUUGUAAUCACGAGAUUAGAAUCACACAUUUCUUUAUCAAACAUGCCAAUAGCACUAACAACAGACCAAAAUACCACCGAAUCUUCAACACAACUUAAAUAUGUAUCUGAUCAUUAUCAAACUACAGAACCAAUCUCUACGUAUUUAGUAGCAUUUUCGGUUUCUGAAUUUGUGAACACAACGAAAGAUCAAAAAGUUUAUAUUUACACACAUGCAGACUAUAUCGAUCAAACAACUUACAUUAACGAAAGGGCGAAUAAAUUGCUCAACCUGAUGGAAUUUUACACAAACAUACCAUAUACAAAUUCAAAAAUAGGCCUUUUAGCGAUUCCAGACUUUUCGUUUGGUGCGAUGGAAAAUUGGGGAUUAAAUACAUACAGAGAAAAAUAUUUAUUAGUGACAAAUAAAUCUACUGAAAAAGAUAAAGAAAAUGUAAUUACAAUAGUUCAACAUGAAUUGUCACACCAGUGGUUUGGUGAUCUUGUAACAUGUUCUUGGUGGGAUUAUACUUGGUUAAAUGAAGCUUUUGCUACAUUAUUCGAAUAUUUUGCAGUUCAUGUGAUAGAACCUGACUGGCGUAUUGGAGAUAUAUUUGUCAUUGAACAACAUCAAAAAGCAUUAGUUUACGAUCAUAUAUCACGUCAUCCAAUCACAGCAACUGUUAAAGAACCAAAUGAAAUUCAAAAUAUUUUUGAUAUAAUUACUUACAACAAAGGAGCUUCAGUGUUAAGAAUGUUAAAACAUGUAUUGAAUGAUGAUAUAUUUAGAACAUCUUUAACAUUAUACUUGAAUACUUAUAAAUAUAAAGCUGUAGAACCAAAAAAUUUAUGGAAUUCAUUUGAUAGUGUAAUAUUUGACGCCAAUUAUAAAUCAGGAAUAUUAGGAAAUACAAUUACAGUUGAAGAGUAUAUGAGGUCAUGGACUGAUCAAGCAGGAUAUCCUGUAAUAAAUGUCGAUUCAGGCAAUCCCAACUUUCUUAUUGUAACUCAAAAACAUUAUGAAGUGGAUGUGCCUAAAUUAAAUUAUACAACUUUGUGGUAUAUUGGUCUUACAUAUACUAGUCAAAAAUACCAACAAUUUAAUAAUCUUCAACCAACUGUUUGGAUGAAUAAUACAGAAACCGAAGUAACUAUACCACUAAUGAAUGAUGCAGGAUGGGUAAUAUUUAAUCUUCAAUCAACAGGUUUUUAUAGAGUUAAUUAUGAUAUUACGAAUUGGUAUCGACUAAUUGACGAGUUGAGGUCUAACCCAAAAACAAUACAUGUUCUUAACAGAGCACAACUGAUUGACGAUUCAUUUAACUUAGCAAGAGCAGGCGAAUUGACACACUCUGUACCAUUUACUUUAGUGUCUUAUUUAGAGAAUGAAGAUGAUUUUAUUCCAUGGUACUCGGUGAAAAAUAGUAUGUCAUACAUUGUAGAACGGUUAAGACGCUGUCCACAUACUGGAGCUCAAGUACAAGAUUUUGCAAAAAGGUAUGCAGAAAUAGCAUACAAAAAAGUCAGUGACCAAUACGAGAAAAAUGACAGCCAACAUUUAACAAAGACUAGUAUGCAAGCAUUUUCAAAUUGGGCGUGCAAAUUAGAUGUUGAAUCAUGUGUUAAUUCAUCUUUAAAUUAUUUUAAUGAAUGGGAGAAAAAUGGAACAGAAAUUCCACCAGAUGUUAAAGAAGCAGCCCUUUGUAGUGGUGUCAAAAGUGGAACUGCUGAAACAUGGAAUAAAGUUUUUGAAUUAUUUAAGGAUACUAUGUCAACCUCAGAAAGGCAAGCAUCACUAUUAGCAUUGGCUUGCAGCACAAAUGGAACAAUAUUGUCAGGGUAUUUAAACCUUUUACUUAAUGAUGAUUGUCCAAUACGUCCACAAGAUUAUAAAACUAUGUUUAAAUCACUAACAUCAACUCCUAUUGGUAUUAACGUAACAACCGACUUUUUACAAAACAAAAUCAAUGAAACUCUGAGAAAAAUGUGGGAAGGUGAAGAAAUGAUUAUGCUAAUAUACUCAUACUUGGCUUCAAAUGUAGCAACAAUGAAAGAAAUAAAUGAGUUAAAUGUAAUCAGAAAUUUCACUUAUUUAUCACCGACAUUGAAAAAAUCAUUUGAUGAAUCAUACAUGGAAGUGGAACUCAAUUCUGCUUAUUUUGAGAGGUGUCAUCCUCUUAUGCACGAAUGGUUCAAUCCAUCCACUGCUUCUACUACCCAAGCACCAUCCAGUGCUAUUUCAAAUUCAUAUCAAUACAUUAAUGUCAUUGUUUUAUCUUUGUUUUUUAUAACAAUACUAGUAAAUAUUAAUUUUUUCAACGCAAUGCAAUAAUUAUCAAUAUAUUUA
Molecule: messenger RNA, 2941 nt
Organism: Melanaphis sacchari
Lineage: Eukaryota; Metazoa; Arthropoda; Insecta; Hemiptera; Aphididae
Product: membrane alanyl aminopeptidase-like
Exons: 12
Coding region: 62-2926 (954 amino acids)
Biological process (GO): proteolysis; peptide catabolic process
Cellular component (GO): cytoplasm
Molecular function (GO): zinc ion binding; metalloaminopeptidase activity; peptide binding
Source: RefSeq, a predicted model, not a curated record